ACACACACACACAGCUCGUGUGCACAGAGACAGAGGGAGCAGCACAGACAGCAGGAGAUGGAGACGAGGCCCUGCCCAUCUUGCCAUUGAUCUUGAGGCAAGCAAGAGAAUCCACACCAGCGAGGAAACGCCGACUCUAAUUCAAGGAUGUGUCCUGGAAAAUGAAACCUGGAGUUUUGACUUUUGGAAUUCUCCGAUCAGCCGAUCAUAUUUGAGGUUUUAUCCCGAUGUGCCGCGUGGAUCCGUGUGACCAAUCGGACGAUGGAAAAGUGAUCUGAGGCAGAAGAGUGCAAAUUUUCACAACAAUCCGUCUGGAUUUUGGUUUUCCGUAAUCGUUGGGAAAUCACAUUCAUGUGGGAUCAGGUUCACAGUUGGGAAACAUCAUGUGAACAUUAUUCUGGUUUGGAUAAUUAUUUUAGAAAACAUGUGAAAAGGUUCUCUCCAGCUGCAACGUAAUGAACUGGCUUGUUUUGCCAAGAGAAGACGACAUGCAGACACUCUUGUUUUUCCCCAGAACCUUGUAGCUGUCGCAAAAAUGGAAUGAGACUUCCCUUUUUUUACCCUUCUUUCCGCCUUUGGCUUGUUAAAAACACACACAGAUCUAAGCGAAGGUGACUGAACUCACACUGGACCUGGAGUCUCUGAGGGACAUGCAGAUGCACCUUUGCUGUUCUACAGCGGGACAACUGUUUCCAACCGUCUGAGGAGGACAGGACUGAGGUGUGGACACGGUAGCGAGCACGGUGGUUGGCUGGCUUUUGGAGUCAGUUCCAAUGGGGGCCGGCUGUGACCCGGUCUGACCUCGGUUCGACCUUGCUGUGACCUCUGACCUCUCCGGUCCUGGCUCUCCACCUGCUCUGCUGCCUGGGUUCAGGAACGCUCCGCCCUGGGGCCCAGAACGAGCCAAUCAGAAUGAAGAAGAGCCGCAGCGUGCUGUCGGUGACUGGAGAAGAGGGAAAUGACACAGAUAUAACAGGUGCUGGGGAGAAGGCGGAGUCGUCUCGCUGCAGCCGAUCCUAUACAUCUGGGGCUACUCUUGGGGCCGAGCUGCGCAGAGGGCGGAGCAGGCGACUCUCACCGAGUCUCCAGGUGCCCUGCUGGCUCCGCCCAAGAGACCGCACUCGUUCACCAGAGAUCCUGGGCAAUGUGUCACGUCCUACAACUCUUCCUCUCCGGAUCCCACCACGCAUCUCCAUCACACAAGCAGAUGCAGACAGUUACGAAGCAGAGAAUGGCGUGUCACCAGGUCACAGCCCUCUGGGCUCUCAGAGUCCAGGCCUCACCCUGCACACUUCCUUCCCCCAGGGCCAGAGAAGAGAGUCCUUCCUCUACCGUUCCGACUCUGACUACGACAUGUCGCCCAAGACGGUCUCACGUAACUCCUCCCUUGCCAGCGAAGGACACACAGCAGAGGACUUUAUUGUCACGCCUUUUGCUCAGGUACUGGCCAGUCUGCGAUCAGUACGGAGCAACUUCACCAUCCUUGCCAACGUCUCCACGCCGACAGUCAAGAGGUCUCCUCUGGGCAGUCCCAGGGCGACACUAUCGGACCAGCAGUACCAGCAGCUCGCUUUGGACACUCUGGAGGAGCUGGACUGGUGUCUGGACCAGCUGGAGACCAUUCAGACACACCGCUCUGUCAGUGAAAUGGCCUCCAACAAGUUUAAGAGAAUGCUGAACAGAGAGCUGUCCCACCUUUCAGAAAUGAGUCGCUCCGGGAACCAGGUAUCUGAAUACAUCUCCAGCACCUUCAUGGACAAGCAAAAUGAGGUGGAAAUCCCGUCUCCUACCCUGAAAGACAAAUCUAUGAGUCACAUCAGCGGAGUGAGGAAACUGUCUCACAGCUCCAGCCUCUCCAGCGCUUCCAUGCCUCGCUUCGGAGUCAACACAGACCACGAGGACGAGCUCGCCAAGGAGUUGGAGGAUCUGGACAAGUGGAGCUUUAACAUAUUCAGAGUAGCAGAGUUCUCCAACAACAGGCCCCUCAGCUGCAUCAUGUACGCCAUCUUCCAGGAACGAGAGCUGUUGAAGACAUUUCGAAUCCCAGUCGACACGUUUGUCACUUACAUGAUGACCCUGGAGGACCAUUACCAUGGAAACGUAGCGUACCACAACAGCCUCCAUGCUGCAGAUGUCACCCAGUCCACGCAUGUCCUGCUCUCCACACCUGCUCUUGAUGCCGUCUUCACUGACCUAGAGAUCCUCGCGGCUCUGUUCGCUGCAGCUAUUCAUGACGUAGACCAUCCGGGAGUCUCCAAUCAGUUCCUCAUCAACACCAACUCGGAGCUGGCCCUCAUGUAUAAUGACGAGUCAGUUCUGGAGAACCAUCAUCUCGCCGUGGGCUUCAAGCUCCUGCACCAGGAGAACUGUGACAUUUUCCAAAACCUCACCAAGAGGCAGCGGCAGAGCCUCCGCAAACUUGUCAUCGAUAUGGUGUUGGGCACAGACAUGUCCAAACACAUGACACUGCUGGCCGAUCUGAAGACCAUGGUGGAAACCAAGAAGGUGACGAGCUCUGGUGUCCUGCUGCUCGACCAGUACACAGAACGAAUACAGGUAUUGAGGAACAUGGUGCACUGCGCAGACCUGAGCAACCCCACCAAGCCGCUGCCGUUGUACAGACAGUGGACGGAGAGGAUCAUGGAGGAGUUUUUCCGCCAGGGUGACAAAGAGCGCGAGAGAGGGAUGGAGAUUAGCGCCAUGUGUGACAAACACACCGCAUCUGUGGAGAAGAGCCAGGUGGGUUUUAUCGACUACAUCGUCCACCCUUUGUGGGAGACAUGGGCUGACCUGGUGCACCCGGACGCCCAGGAGCUGCUGGACACGCUGGAGGAGAACAGGGAGUGGUACCUGAACACCAUGCCCCAGUCUCCCUCGCCUCCACCGGACAGACACCUGCAGCAUGACCGCUUCCAGUUCGAAAUCACCCUGGAGGAUCUGGAGCACAACAAUCACAACCACAUGGACGACGGCGACGAACAGAACGCCACUUGUGAUGGCGCCGACACAGACGGUGUACAGGAGGAGGACGAGGAAGAGGAGGAGGAGGAGGAGGAGCAGCCAGACGUCGGGGAAGAGAACCACAUAGAGAAGGAAGAGGAUGAGGAGAAUCACAACGGCAACGAGAACGGAGUCCAGGAUGGAGAGGAGGAGGAGGAGGAGGAGGGAGAAGAGACUAGAGAAAGAGAGACGGAGGAGGAGGAGGAGGUGCAGGAGGACACAGCAUGUGAGGAACAUGAUGAGCAAGAAGAAGCAGGAGAAGGAGAGCAAAGAGAUGAUGUGGAAGAAGAAGACCAAGAAAACAAGGAUCCAGUGGAGGAUGGACAAACUAAAGAGGAGGAUGAUCAGGAAAUGCAAGAGGAAGUGGAGGAGGAGGAAGAAGGUGGAGAAAAUGAGGAAGCAAAGGAAGCUGGAGAAGAAAGUGAGGAAAAUGUAGAAAGGGAAGAGGUAGAAGGGGAAAUGGAUGAAGAAGAAGAAGGUGAGGGGGAAGAGGAAACUGAAAAGGAGGAGGCAGAAGUGGAGGAAAAAGAGGACGGAGAAAUUAAUGAGGAUAUAGAGGGUGAGGGGGAGGACAGUGGUGGACAAGAGGAGGGAGAGAACGAGGAGAAAGCAGAGGAAGAGGAGUCGGAGAUGGUGGAGGGAGAGGAGGGAGAAGAGGGAGAGACAGAGGAGAACGUAGAGGACGAAAGGGAGGAAGAAGAGGAGGAAGAAAAUUAG
Molecule: messenger RNA, 3717 nt
Organism: Solea senegalensis (Senegalese sole)
Lineage: Eukaryota; Metazoa; Chordata; Actinopteri; Pleuronectiformes; Soleidae
Product: cAMP-specific 3',5'-cyclic phosphodiesterase 4C-like
Exons: 17
Coding region: 913-3717 (934 amino acids)
Biological process (GO): signal transduction
Cellular component (GO): cytosol; perinuclear region of cytoplasm; nucleus
Molecular function (GO): 3',5'-cyclic-AMP phosphodiesterase activity
Source: RefSeq, a predicted model, not a curated record